Molecule: messenger RNA, 3073 nt
Organism: Cyprinodon tularosa
Lineage: Eukaryota; Metazoa; Chordata; Actinopteri; Cyprinodontiformes; Cyprinodontidae
Exons: 4
Coding region: 99-1499 (466 amino acids)
Biological process (GO): regulation of transcription by RNA polymerase II
Molecular function (GO): DNA-binding transcription factor activity, RNA polymerase II-specific; RNA polymerase II cis-regulatory region sequence-specific DNA binding
Source: RefSeq, a predicted model, not a curated record
GUGAAGACACGCCCCUUUCCUUUGGAGGCCAUGUGGUCACGCUGUGGGUUGGUAAAUAAAUGCUAAAUGCUGUCUUCCGCCUCUGACGGAUUAUUUGAAUGAAUUGUAAAUUUCUUGGAGACACCAGUGCAAAAAUGUCCGCAGACGUCGUGAGCCUCCAGCUGCAGGUGGAGGCGGUGCUGGGGACUCUGGUCAAAGCGGCGUCGCUGGAGUUGAUCAAACUGUUUGAGAGCAGAUACCGAGCCUCGGCUGUGGAUCCGGGCCGCAGGGAGAGAGCAGAGCUAAAUGAAAGCUGGGAUCCUCUGCUCAAGGUGUGGAAUGGAGAGAGUAAGCGAAGCAUCGGCGUGCAGGUGGAGGAAGAUAUCCGGCCUCCAGUGGAGCUAGAUUCAGAUCUUCUGCUUGAUCCGGGUUGUUUAAAGGAGCCAGAUCCCUCCCAGGUCCUACUGGCUGAAGAUACCGACCAGCAGUGGGCGCCACUAAAAGAUCAGAUUCCUACAGAUCAUGUGGAUAAACUGGAGCUGAACAUGCUUUUGACAGAUGAUCCGCUAAAUGGUGAUCCUCCAGAGGACACUGUUCCACCUGUCUCUUCAGGGACAAGUUCUGGAACCUCAGAGUGUAAACGGAAGCCACUCGUGAUUCAACCAGAUAAAAGGUCCAAGACUUUAGGGGAGCAGGUGAAGUUCGUUUGUCCCCUAAUCCUUAAAGUCGAAGGUUCAGAGGAGCCCGUUCAAGCUGAACCUCAGCAGGCCUCCGUCAGCACAGCCAGGGGUACCGCUUACAGUCCGUCCCCCUCCGACGGAGCUGUGACCCCAGCGCAGGUCGGCGUGUGGGAGCGGAUCCACUCACCGAAAGACACUAAGAACCAUCUGCAGAUGAAGCUGAAGUUCACCUAUUCGGAUCAGAAGUUGCUGCUUCCUUGUGCUGUUCAGCUGGUCGACUUGCUCAAAAUUCCAGACGUGAAGGAUGACAAUGCAGCGAAAGCUCUCAACGCUAACGACAAACCAUGCCCGAGUAAACCCAAAGACCUGCGCCGGCAUCAGGGUCCCCACACGGGCCAUCGUCUCUGCUGCUUCACGCGGUGCGAAAAAGACCUGUGGCGCCUCCAGAACGUGGUCACACACUCCCGCGACGGAUACGUCUGCGACAUCUGCGGGAAAGCGUUCAAGCGGAGGAAGAUCCUUCGCCGACACGAGCGCUUCCACACCGGGGAGAGGCCAUACCCCUGCUCCAAGUGCACCAAGAAAUUUGCCCUGAGAAAAAGCCUCCGCCGCCACCUGAGGUUCCACACGGGGGAAAGGCCGCACACCUGCACCCAAUGCGGCAAAAGCUUCCGGCUGCGGGACAACCUGAAGGCACACCUGAGGUUUCACAGCGGAGAGAAGCCCUACGGCUGCAACGAGUGUGGGAAGACGUUCCGGAUCAUGAGGAAUCUGGACAAGCACAAACUAAGCCUCUGUGAGUUCUUAGUUCCCUCUUUCAGAGCAAUUGCCGGCUUGUAGCUAUGGAGGCGAUGGCAAAGACGCACCUUUGUCUACCUCAGACUGAAAACACUGGAGCUCAGCUCUCUAAAGCAGAACCGUUUAAGAUAUAACUUAUUCACAGCUCCUGAUACUUUGGUUCUACUGUAAUGACACCAACCAGGGCUCUGUGUUAAAGGGACAUGUUUUCUCUGAGUCCUGCUGAAUGUUAUUAACUGUGUUUCCUUUUUGGAUUUAUCUGGUCAGUAAGAACCAGCUCUGAGGGAGGAGGAAAGAAAAGUUCUGCAGAAAUCAUCUGGCAUGAUGAUUGAGUCAGUUCAACUCAGAUUUCACAGACAUGUAUGAUGUGGCGUUCUAAAACAAACUAGUUCCAAAAAGCUUUGUGUAACCUUUGACCUUUUGGCAAAACAAGCCAGGACAUCGUGCUGAUGUUUCUGUGUUUUCUGAAAGGACUCUGAGCCAGGUUUGGGUUGGUUUAGUUCCUUGAUGUUGGCAUUAUCUGCGGUUUCUGAAUGAUACCAGGCAGCUAAACUAAGGUUCUGCUUGUGGUGAUCCAGAGGUUCUCUUCUCUGAUGUUUGUAAUGCCUCAAAUGGCUCAUCCGUUUUUCUGAAUGUAAAUCUCAUUUCCUUUCGAACUUUCCUGAACUUUGCUCUGUCACGCGUUUUCUACACGGUUGCCAGGCCUUUUCCCUCCCUCACUUUCCACUUUGGUUUUCUGUCACAACACUUUGAGGUUAGCUUUAGUUUAAUUUCCUUGAAAAAAAUUUUCACCAUUUUGUUUGUUCUACCAAAUGUAAGCUCCGUUUGAGAGCAACUGCUAUAUUGGUUAAGGGAUAAAUUACCUUUAGAGGGGUUUUAGUUUAUUCAUUUUCUUUCCUUAAUGUUGUUCUAAACAUUUGUCACAUUUUGUUUGGUGCAGGUUGUUAGGCACUCCAUAGACCUAUUUGCGUCUGUGGUUUUAGUUCCCGUUUUAACUUCCUUUUUUUUGGCCAUGUGCACAAAAAUCAGACUAAGAAAUAUUCUAAGAGGGUUGUAUUACUUCUUCAGAUAACUUUUCUGAUUUCAUUUUUUUUUUAUUUGCAUUAAUCUCUCAGACUCUAAUCUGAUUUGCAGCUUCUUUUGUAGCCAAUCUUUAACGCUAAGAAAUAGAACAGGUUUACAUGUUGUCGCCUAUAGGGUCUAUAUGUAAUAUAUCUACAAGCAAGAAGUCACUUGGCCACAUGGUAAUGAUCUUUCAUAUUUUUUGAGUUGGGCUACUGAGGUUAAAUACAAAGCUCAAGGGAAAAAGACACAUAGUCCGAUCAAUUAUAGAAAAUGGAAGGAGGACGGGCAGAAAUUGCAAUGUGUUGGAUUGAUUAUAUACUUACAAACUACUCUGGUAAGCACAGUUUUUCACAUUUUCAAUGCAGUAUUGGCUGUGUAAACUAGGAAACAGCAAAUCCUAAAUGUCUCUUGCUCACAUAGGUGGCAGAUGAGACCAAUGACUUCUGUCCAUAAUAGAAACUAGUUUCGGACUGGUUGCAAAAACAUCCGCUUGCAUCUAUUUAAAAGGAGUAAGCAGUGGCAGUAGUCAUCUGUUGCUCUGUUCACUCAUC